Salmo salar (Atlantic salmon) is the source of this 1479-nucleotide messenger RNA. RefSeq lists its product as uncharacterized. Gene Ontology annotation, biological process: response to bacterium. Lineage: Eukaryota; Metazoa; Chordata; Actinopteri; Salmoniformes; Salmonidae. The record is from RefSeq and is a predicted model, not a curated record.
AUGAAAUUGGAGCUACACAGCAAGAUGAUCAGAAUCUGGGUUGUUGUGGUAUUUUUCAGCACAAUAUAUGUGACACAAUGCGACAAUAUUCAGUGGCAAGUUAAAGUAAGGGAGGUUUACAUUGGUGACACAGUGACUCUCUGCUGUGUUUUCUCAAAUAGAAUAUACAAUAGGGGAAACAUGUACUGGUUUGAGCAAAUAGUGGGGGAAAUCCCUCAAGUUGUUGCAAGGAUGCAGAAAUUUCAGUCCAAGCCGGAACUGUACAAGGAAUUUAACAAUUCCCAUCUCAAUCUGGAGAAGGCUGAAGCUGAUUGGAUAUAUCGUCUUACAAUCCCAAAGAUGGAACCAACGGAUGAAGCAAUUUACUAUUGUGCAAGAAGGACAGAAUACGAUGUAAACUUUAUCAAUGGGACUUUUUUAGUAUUAAAAGGCAAUGAGAAGAUACCUACUGUUGUAGAGCGGCCAAUGUCUGACCCAUUCCACCCAGGAGACUCUGUGACUCUACAGUGUACAGUACUCUCUGAGACCUGUACAGGAGAACACAGUGUGUACUGGUUCAGAGCCGGAUCAGGAGAAUCCCAUCCAGGAUUAAUUUACACCCCUGGGAACAGGAGUGAUGAGUGUGAGAAGAGCUUUGAGUGUCCCUCUUCUACAAAGAGCUGUGUCUACAGCCUGUCCAAGAACAACCUUAGUCUCUCUGAUGCUGGGACUUACUACUGUGCUGUGGCCACGUGGGGGCAGAUCCUGUUUGGCAAUGGAACAAACCUGAAUAUUGAAAAAGCAACAGAUCCUGUAAUCAUUGCUCUGGGAGUGACCUCAGCAUUCUGUCUGAUAGCGAUCCUUAUCCUCAUCUGCACCAGACAUACUAGAGCAGUUUGUGAACAUUGUAAAUUGGGUGCUUCUCAGCAUAUCAGACAUGACAUCUCAACUAGAGAAUCAAGCAGCCAGGAUCAAGAUGCAUAUAUUUUGAACUAUGCUGCAUUGCAUUACUCUGAGAGGAAAACUAAAAGAGGAAGAAAGAAGAGAGAGACACCACAGGAGAGUGUGUACUCUGAUGUUAGGUACUCAGACUGGGAGUGAACUUUGUUUCAGAUACAGCAUCGACUAAAUUAUCUCAGUCAAGCGUCUCCAUUUAGACAAAAUGUAGGGUGUUCAGACUGGGACUGAGUUACAGUGCAAGAAUACAUUUUUCAAUUGCUACUAUAUACUGUAAUAUUCAAGACAAACAAGCAACACUCUUUUUGUAUAAUAGGGCAACCCAGAACUAAAUCUAAUUUCUAGACUACUGUGAGUAGAGGAACCAGGACAUUUGAGCAUCUUGCCCAUGUUCUGUUAAAAUCUCCACCCGGCACAGCCAGAAGAGGGCUGGCCACCCCUCAUAGCCUGGUUCCUCUCUAGGUUUCUUCCUAGGUUUUGGCCUUUCUAGGGAGUUUUUCCUAGCCACUGUGCUUCUACACCUGUAUUACUUGCUGUUUGGGG